AUGGCGCUGUCGACUCUCCAAAAAUUCUUCAAAACUUCAUCGCCUCCAGCAAGAAUCCUUGCUUUCGUUCGCAACCCUUACAUAAACUUACCAAAUCCCUCGACACCCGUAACUCUUUCCUCCCAAACUCAGCAACUUAACAGCACACCUAAUGAAGACCAUAUUGUCAAUGCCAUUCUAUCUUUGGGUUCAUCCAAAGAGGGGAGCUUGACCCAUUUCGAUUGCUUGCCGUUUUCCUCGAUCCAUACAUUUGGGUUCUGUUCACACCCGAUUCUAUCAACUUGGUUGAUCCACGAUUUGCAGAAUGACGAGGAUUCGGGGAUGUGGGCUGAUAGCGUGAAGAAGAAGAGGAAGAAGAAAAUGAACAAGCACAAGUACAAGAAGCUGAGGAAGCGGCUUAGAAGACAGACUUAG
Molecule: messenger RNA, 414 nt
Organism: Hevea brasiliensis (rubber tree)
Lineage: Eukaryota; Viridiplantae; Streptophyta; Magnoliopsida; Malpighiales; Euphorbiaceae
Exons: 1
Coding region: 1-414 (137 amino acids)
Biological process (GO): mRNA processing
Source: RefSeq, a predicted model, not a curated record